AGGCACCUCCGGCGGCCCUAUAAAAGCUCUCCCGGAGCUGGGACGCGCUGGUCACCUCUGGAAGUUCUUCCCACCCCUAGGAGCUGGUCCUGCCGAGUGUCCCCAAGAUGUCCUGCUACCUCCAGCAGCACCUCCCUCCGCUCUACCAGCACCCCGCGGCGCUGUCCCCUGGCGUCCCCUUCCCGGCUCAGCAGUGGCACUCCACCACCUGCAUCCCCCAGGCCGUGCUCGGCCACGUCCCCCUGCAGCGGGCGAUGUCCUCCAGCGUGUGCCACCAGCAAAGCGUCACCCAGGCCGUGCCCCAGCAGCUCUGCGGACCCCUCUGUGUGCCCCAGCGCCUCCUGCAGCAGCAGAUUGUCCCCAGGCGUGUGACAACGUGCGUGCCACCGCAGCAGCACGCGACCAGCGGCGCCGGUGUCACCCGGUGCGUGCCACACCAGGCGAGGGUGACCCAGUGCGUGCCACAGCAGCUGCAGGUGCCGCAGCAGUGCCCGCCCGUCCUCCAGCAGCAGAAGAUUGUCCCCAGGUGCGUGACGACGUGCGUGCCACAGCAGCGCGUGACGGGCGGCGCGGGUGUCACCGGUGUCACCCAGUGCGUGCCACAGCAGCUGCGGGUGCCCCAGCCCGAGUGCGUCCCCCAGCAGAAGGUUGUCCCCAGGUGUGUCACCACCUGCGUGCCGCGGCCGCCGUAUGCCACCAAAGGCAUCCCGCAGCAGCAGAGCGCCACCAGGUGCGUCCCCCAGCAGCGUGUGAGCACCUUCUGUCCCCAGGAGGGUGUCCCCAGGUGUGUCACCACCUGUGUCCCCCAGCAGCGCGCAGCCCAGUGCGUCUCCUACCAGUGGGUGACAGCGCCUGUCCCCCAGCAGCAGCAGCAGAGCGUCACCCCCUGCGUGCCCCCGCAGUGGCACAGCAGGUGUGUCACCAAGUGUGUCCCGCAGCAGUGUGACACCGGCGGGGCCAGCAUUUGUGUCCCGCAGCAGCAGAGCGGGGAGGUUUGUGCCACCCAGCAGAGCGCCACCAAGGUUGUCCCUCAGCAAAAUGUCACCAAGUGCAUCCCUCAGCAGAGUGCCAGCAAGUGUGUCCCUCAGCAAAAUGUCACCAAGUGCAUCCCUCAGCAGAGUGCCAGCAAGUGUGUCCCUCAGCAAAGUGCCACCAAGUGCAUCCCUCAGCAGUGUGGGACAAUCUGUGUCCCCCAGCAGUGUGCCACCAAGAGUGUCACUCAGCAGAGUGCCACCAAGGUUGUCCCUCAGCAAAGUGCCACCAAGUGUGUCCCUCAGCAGUAUGGGACAGUUUGUGUCCCCCAGCAGUGUGUAACCAAGAGUGUCACCUAUCAAAGUGCCACCAAGUGUGUCCCUCAGCAGUGUGGGACAACCUGUGUCCCCCAGCAGUGUGCCACCAAGUGUGUCUCCCAGCAGUAUGGGACAGUUUGUGUCCCUCAGCAAAGUGCCACCAAGUGCGUCCCUCAGCAAAGUGCCACCAAGUGUGUCCCCCAGCAGUAUGGGACAAUCUGUGUCCCCCAUCAAAGUGCCACCAAGUGCGUCCCUCAGCAAAGUGCCACCAAGUGCGUCCCCCAGCAGUGUGGGACCCAGAGUGUCACCCAUCAAAGUGCCACCAAGUGUGUCCCCCAGCAGUGUGGUGGAGUGAAGAUCUCCAGCCACUCCAAGAAAUACUGCUCGGCUCCCAAGUGGCCCUGGUGACAGGGAGCAGGACGAGGACAAUCCCUGGGAAAUCGGGAUUUGGGAUCUUUAUCUCCUCCCGUCGCUCCCAUCGGCGUUAUCCCGGUUUCCCAGCGUUUCUCUCCCUUUCCGUGGUGACAUUCUGGGUGCCUCUGGUUCUUUCCUUGAUCUGCCGCAAGGCGUUGGUGGGAUGGGAUGAAAUUCCCACCGAAUUCCAAGAAAUCCUGAUUUUAAGCAAUAAAAAUCAUAUUAAACGAAGGAAUAGAAAGGUCUGAGGAGUCCAGAUCUCCACAGCUUCGGGAGGACUGCUCCAGAUCCCAGCUCCACGUUUCUUCCUGGAAUUGGGAGGGAAUGUUCCGGUUAAGUUGGAUUCCACAAGGCUCGGAGCUUUCCAGAACAUCCGGGGUUGGACUCGGAAGCCAAAUGUGAAUUUCUGAAGGAAAUGGGAUAAAAUUCCCUCAGAAUCCCAGGAUGGGCGAGGUCAGGAGGGACCAGGGUGGGUCCAAAUUCCCUGUUCCAGCAGGGUGAUCCCGGAGCAUGGGAUGGUUCUGGAAUAUCCCCAGAGAGGGAGACUCCAGACCUUUUCCAGUGCACAGAGAGGGAAUUCCUCAAAUUCAGGUGGAAAAGGACCAUCCCAGCCCAGGAGAGCCCUUUCCCUUUGGAAUGUGGCCAGAAUUCCCGUUUUUUGACUCCAGCAGAAUCCCCAAGCAGGAAUUUCCCAAGAAUUCCCCAAGAAUUCCCGGCGGGACAAAGCUGAAACAUUCCACGCCAAUGUUUUAUCCCUUAAUCAAGAUAAAAACCACAACUUGAAAGGAAAACUCUUCGAAAUAACACUGAAAGCUGUAGCAGGAUUAUUUUAUAAAUGUUUCCUUAUAAAGGUAAUUAAUCAAUUAAAUUCUUUACGCUGAAGAUGUGCAUUGAAAGCAAACUUUAUGUACAGAAAUAUAUGAAUACUUUAAAUAGAUAUAAACUUAAAUAAACAUUCUUGUC
Messenger RNA from Corvus hawaiiensis (hawaiian crow), 2666 nucleotides. RefSeq names its product keratinocyte proline-rich protein-like. The record is from RefSeq and is a predicted model, not a curated record. Bases 108 to 1697 code for a protein of 529 amino acids. The transcript is spliced from 2 exons. Lineage: Eukaryota; Metazoa; Chordata; Aves; Passeriformes; Corvidae.